Molecule: messenger RNA, 1329 nt
Organism: Cricetulus griseus (Chinese hamster)
Lineage: Eukaryota; Metazoa; Chordata; Mammalia; Rodentia; Cricetidae
Source: RefSeq, a predicted model, not a curated record
AUGAUGGGUCCCUGGCUCCCCAGACGCUCCUGUGUGGCAGCUGUGGUCCCGACCCUGAUGGCCCUGAGCCCUCGGGUGGCUUUGGUCAGGGCACGUUUCUUGCAACAAGUUAAAAGUGAAUGCCAUUUCUCUAAUGGGACGGAGAGGGUGUGGUACUUGCAGAGACACAUAUACAACCAGGAGGAACACUUGCGAUUUGACAGCAAAAUGGGCAAGUACCAAGCAGUGACUAAGCUGGGGAAGAUCCAAGCCGAGUACUGGAACAGCCAGGAGGGCUUCCUGGAGCAGAAGCGGGCCAAGGUGGACACAUUCUGCAGAUUCAACUAUGCAAUUGUGGGGCUAUUAACUGUGCUGCAGAGAGCUGAACCCAGGGUGACUGUGUACCUGACAAAGACACAGCCCCUGGAGCACCGCAACCUCCUGGUCUGCUCUGUGAGCGGCUUCUACCCUGGCCACAUUGAAGUCAGAUGGUUCCAGAAUGACCAGGAGGAGAAGGCUGGGAUCGUGUCCACAGGCCUGAUCCGGAAUGGAGACUGGACCUUCCAGAUCCUGGUGAUGCUGGAGACAGUUCCUCAGAGUGGAGAGGUUUAUACCUGCCAGGUGGAGCAUCCCAGUCUGACCAGCCCUGUCACAGUGGAGUGGAGGGCACAGUCCACAUCUGCACAGAACAAGAUGCUGAGUGGAAUCGGGGGCUUCGUGCUGGGUCUGCUCUUCCUCGGGCUGGGGCUGUUCAUCUACUUCAGGAACCAGAAAGGACUCCUGAACUGGGGUGAGGUGAUAAGCCUGAAGGAAGGAGCUUUCCCUGUCUCCACGGCUCAACUUCCUCCAUUGCCAGAGUAUCCCAGGACCUGGCUCCUCCUGGCUCUGGAUACUGUAGACCUGUGUUCCCUGUCAGCCCCUGGCCCCAGCCUGGCAUCUCCCUGGGCAGAAGCUUCCCUCCCCACAGCUGCCCUUUGUCUGGCCCACCUGUCUGUCACUCUGGAGGCCCAACUGUCUGUCACUCUGGAGGCCCACCUGUCUGUCACCCUGGAGGCCCACCUGUCUGACACCCUGGAGGCCCACCUGUCUGACACCCUGGAGGCUCACCUGUCUGUCACCCUGGAGGCCCACCUGUCUGUCACUCUGGAGGCCCACCUGUCUGACACCCUGGAGGCUCACCUGUCUGUCACCCUGGAGGCCCACCUGUCUGUCACCCUGGAGGCCCACCUGUCUGUCACUCUGGAGGCCCACCUGUCUGUCCCUCUGUGCCAGCACUUAGGCUGCCUGGAACAGCCUGGUUUCUUGCUGAUGUUCUUUGGGGACUUUCAACUUCUACAGGGUCAGAGAUGA